GCCCGGCUUAAAGCGGCUCGAAGACCCUGCCGCCGGGCAGCGCGCUGAGGAGCGGAGCCGGUCGCAGGAUGAGCUCGCGGACAUCGCUGCGCCUGGCCGCCCUGUGCAUGCUGCUGCUGCCGCCCGCGUGUGCCUACUUCGGCCUUACUGGAAAGGAAGCUCUGACCCACUUCCCUUUGCUGGGCCCAUCAACAAACCCUGCCCAAGGGAAGGUGCACCUUAAGCAAUGCGACUUGCUCAAGCUGUCCCGUAAGCAGAAGAGGCUUUGCCGUCGGGAGCCUGGGCUGGCAGAGACCUUGCGAGAUGCCAUCCGGCUUGGGAUCAUGGAGUGCCAGUACCAGUUUCGCAAUGAGCGCUGGAACUGCAGCUUGGAAGGACGGACCAGUCUCCUGAAGCGAGGUUUCAAGGAAACUGCUUUCCUCUAUGCAGCGUCCUCUGCAGCUCUUACCCACUCCCUGGCCAGGGCAUGCAGUGCUGGGCGCAUGGAGCGCUGUACCUGUGAUGACUCUCCGGACCUGGAGAACCGCAAGGCUUGGCAGUGGGGGGUGUGUGGGGACAAUCUCAAAUACAGCACCAAAUUCCUCAAAAACUUCCUAGGCCAGAAGAAGAUUGGCAAAGACCUGCGGGCCAAGGUAGACAUCCACAACACCAACGUGGGAAUCAAGGCUGUGAAAAAUGGUCUCAAAACCACAUGCAAGUGUCAUGGUGUCUCAGGUUCCUGUGCUGUGCGAACCUGCUGGAAGCAGCUCUCUCCAUUCCAUGAGACUGGCAAGCUACUCAAGCUUCGCUAUGAUGAUGCUAUCAAGGUCUUUAGUGCCACCAAUGAUGCUGUGGGGCAUUCUGAACUCGUGGGGCCACAGAAACAUGGCCACUCCUCCAAAAACCCUACUUCUCCACGCCCGACUGACUUGGUGUAUGUGGAGGACUCGCCUAGCUUCUGUCGGCCCAGCAAGUACUCACUGGGCACUGCUGGAAGGACAUGCUCUCGGGAGGCCAACUGUGACAGCAUGUGCUGUGGACGUGGCUACAAUACUCAGAGUCAGAUGGUCACCUUCUCCUGCCACUGCCAGGUGCAGUGGUGCUGCUAUGUGGAGUGUCAACAGUGUAUGCAGGAAGAGGUUGUUUAUAGCUGCAAGCAAUAAUGUCAGGUGUUAUCAGGCCAGGAAAGGAGAGGUAUACAAAUGAAAGGUAAUAAUGAGGCAGAGGCAGGCACAGCUUCCUGCAAGGCACUUGAUAUUAGCUCCUGCUCUCUCCAUGCUGAGAAUCCCUGACACACGGUGUACUGGAUAGCUCCAUCUAUGAGGGAUGCAGUAUCAGAAGCUGUGUCAGGUAGAGAUGAGGAAGGAAGGCAGAGAGGCUGGGGAGAAAUGAGUUGUAAGACUUCAGGGAUACUGAAGCAAUAAGGGUCCCUUUUUAAAUUAAACCUUGUUCUUGACGGGAGCUGCAUGAAUACUGCUCCCUACAUUUUGUAUAUAAAUGCAUUAGGGAGGCUAACCAUAAAGGCUCAGGGGCCUUGGCACUGAAAGGUAGCAAGGAAGAAAGGCAGUAAGUGGACCAGGUAGUGGACGCAGAUAUAAUUGGAACGUCAAGGUUGCUGAACUGAGACAAAAUGACACUGGCAAAAGGAGGGGGGGUUUAAUAUGCUACUCCCUGGGAACUAGCUGGGUUCUCUCUGCUCUGGAUUCUAGUCAUGCGCUGAUGAGUUCCCUCAUCUUGGUGUCACAGACAAACUCUGAGUUAUAGUCAGCUAACUAUUUCUAAGUUUGCGUGCACAUUUUAGUGAUAAACGUGGAUGUGCGUGCACACCCACUGUAGCAGUAAACUAAAAGGUUCAAGGUGGAAAUGACUACCAGGCAAUCUCUGCCUUUGAGUGACGAUAUGAAAUGUGAAGCACCAUGUACUAGUAUGCCCAAUGUCUUCUGCACCUCUGCAGGAGCAAACACUGGAGCAGGGCUGUUCUCUGCCUUUCAUGCUGUGUCCUGCUGUGGACGCUGAUCUGAACAUCUCUUAUCUCCUAAAUAGCCAGCCAUGGCCAUAUACUCCAAACUGGUACUACCAAGGUGCAUGGUAUUUUCUUCAACAUGCACUUUAGCCCUUGGCAGAUCAGGUGCAAGACUGCAGAGCUUAAACAAAGACACUGGGCACGUCCUACAAGAUCGCAGCCUCUUCCAUUGACUUGAUUUGGGGGGGACAGGACACUUGUCAGUAUUUCAGUGGUGCAGUUUAAACCUGCUAGUACUUCUAAGCUCUUGCAGGAAGCCUCUUCCACAGACGGAGCUGGGUAAGUGGCUCAGUUAACAUUUGUGUCUUUAAAAGGUACAAAAGAGAAGGCAGUUUUUGUUACUGGAUCAAUGCCCUUAUACCAGUGGUAUCACAGUGUAUAAGAGGGACUGCUUUGCAAAUUCAGUAGCUAUUAUGUUUGUCCAAGGCAUUCACAAAUAAAUGACUCCAGCCAGAAGUGUAAGAGAGUGCUACCAGACUGGUAGACACAGAAUAUGUUGUAAAUAUAAAGUAAAACUCUAUGCAUCAGCAUUAGCAGAUUUAACAGAAGGUAAUUUAAGAUUCAUGCAUACAGAUUCAAUGCAUUCACAGAUCUCACAAUAGCUAUUUAGCAAGAGCCAGAAGAAUACUCUGCUCCCUCAGCUGGACACUCAGGGUUGCUGACUUUUUGGUUAAACCCACUUACCCUAUGCUGUGCUCACAGGCAUGACUGCUUGCUGGCAGAUACUGAAGGAAGUCAGUUGGGAGAAGUAUGGGUGCUGCUGACUGUUAUCCAGCCCUCUGAAUGAAUGGGGGAACAGUGAGGAGCCAGACUCUCAUUUGAGGCUGUCACAGCUUUUUCCAAAGAGUGCUCAAGCUUUGUGACAUGAUGGAAGAUGGAAAUGCUUCAACCUAUGGUAAAACAUGAGGGGUGAAAUGAGCUCACUGGAAUCUACCGUAAGCUGCCAAAUGCAAGAAGAGCCUUUAUCUCAUUCUCCCACACCUGCAGGAUGUAUGGGUGACAGUAUUAGAGAUAUUUGCCUCUCACAAAUCUUCAUUGUGGGGUAUGAACCUGGCUUAUGGACUAAAAGCUGAAUUGGACCCUGGGAUCUGAACUGGGCAGUGUUUGUGGGCAGCUGAAUUAUCUUCAAAAGCUGGUGAGGCCAUGUAUGUGAUUCCAAGCCUUAAACAGACCCUGAGCCUGAACUUCUAACGUACCCUUGAUCUGGGUCCUAACAAGGUGGUAGAAUAUUCAUGCAACCACUAGUUCCCUUUCAGCUCACUGGCUUUGAGAUUGUAAAUUCAGCACAUACUCUGUUUGUUUGGACUGGGUCCUGCUUUUAAAAAAAGUUGAAGUCAACUGGCUCAAAGCAGAUCUUGGUCUUUAUUAAUUGAUAGUUGGAAUUCACUGUGAUUCUUCUGGCAACCUACAGUUCUCAUAAUGGAUUUAUCCCUUUCAUCCCAUAAUCUGGCUCAUGAUGACUUAAAGUGUAAAUGCUAUCAAAGUGCUUAUGACAGACAUGUUAGAGCCAAUCGGGGAUAAUUAGUCUUAAUUUUUUUACCACCCUAAAUACCUCAGGAAUUAGUAAUGAGUAGACCAUUAAUUAUGUGUUAGUGCUGAUCCUUUAAGAUUUUAAGGCUUCCCACAAAUCUGAGUACUAAGCAGUGGGUAAAAACUAGGAAGCAAUAGCAGCUGCUUACCAUGAAGGGUUAAAAUUGCCUGUAAUGGAUAUACUGCUCUGCCUUGUGCCAUGGUACCAAUCUGCCCCUGCACUGAUGGCAUGUACAGACCUGAGUACCUAUAAUGAAUAUGGCAUUUCCAUAUGCUUCAAUGGGGGCAACAUGGCACUGCAGCUUUGACAGCUCUUAUGCAUGUAUCGUAAGUAGUGUAAUCUUUGGAUCCUGCUGCAGGCAGUCAGUUUGUUUCAAAAUUGUGAAAUUUUUCUCAUGCAAUUCUUUUGUGGAAAACAAAACCAGGAGGAGGAAAUGAUGUCACAAUGUCCUGAGGCCUUGUGGAAAGUGCAUGAACUGAGCAAUCAGGAGCUCUAGUCCUGGCUCGUCCAUUGACUGCUGCUCUAACACUUCUGUUCACUUCACAACUCAUCCUGCAAACCAAGGUCUUAGGCUGUUGCGGGCAAGUAUCAUUCACUUGCUUGAUGGAUCAGAUAGCAGAGUUUGUAUAUGGUCUCUACAGAACAAUAAGGUUCCAGUAACAAAGUCAAGUCUCUUGCUUUGCCAAAAAAGUCUUUUCAGAAGGAAAAUUGCUUCUGUUACUCUCUCCUGACACAGUGUGGCUCAGUGUUAUGCUGGAGCAGCUGGGCCCCAGAGAAGUUAUGGCUUUGAUUUUUCAGUGUGCAGUGGGCUGGUGCCUUAGCUCACAUGGGGAGAUACACUUGUGUUCAAACCUGUCAGAGGACUCAAACAGGAUGGCUGCGAUGUGUGGCUGUGCUAUCACAAUCUCUUCCCAGAGUCAGAAAUGCACCUGAGGAUCCUGAUGCUUAGCAUCUCCUGCUUUCUCACAAAUACUGGUGGAGCCCACUGAUAAAGCAUAUGCUAUCUCUGUGUGCUUGAUCCAUAUGCAGCAGGCUAACUUGCUGUUCCACCUUUUCCACCUUUCCAGUUCCCUAUAUUGAUAAGACAAAAAGGGUCAGAAGGCAGCUUGGGAGCUCAUCUAGUCUGAUCUCCUCUUCAAGAUACAAUCACCCUAGACAAAAUGCUUAAAAUAUCUAGUGAUGAAGAAUCAACAAGCUUUCUACAUAAUUGAUUCCAGUGCUUAAUAAUCCUCAUAGUUCAAAAAUCCUUCCUAAUAGCCAACCUUACUGCAGCUUAAUCCUCCUUACUACUUACCCUAUGUUUUUUGCACAGAGAACAAUUGAGCACCAUCCUCUUGACAGCAUUCCUUUUUGCAUGGGAAACUGGUGCCUGCUGAUCCCCGGGGGGUGGGGGGUGGGGAAGGCACCAUGAGCCAAGCGCCAACUGGGGGGGAUCCCCCAGCAGCCAAUUGGAAGUGCCAGCAGCAAACCCAGAAGUGCUGCUGGUGCUUCUUUUGGCACCCCCACAUUCUUGGGGGGGCACUGGCCAUCACCCCCCACUCCCCAGACAGCGGCAGCCAAUCUCAGAGGGGGCAUGUGACCCUUCUACGCAUUGGUUGUGCCUUUUUGUGUUUGAAGAGUGUUAUCAAAUUCACCUAUAGUCUCAAAUAAUCCCAAUUCUUCCAACCUUUCCUUGCAUUCUGUUUGUUUUCUAGAGCUCUAAUAUAUUUGUUGCUGUUCUCUGGACUCUUUCCAGUUUGUCCACAAUUGUCUUGAACUGUGAUGCCAAAGCUAGACACUGUCUACUGGGUGAGGCUUCAAGAGUACCAAAUGGAAAGAUGGAUUCAAAUUGUUUGUCUUGGAGGCAACAAUCCUGUUAAUAUAUCCCAGUAUCCUAUUAGAUUUCUUUUUUAACAGUAUUUUUUUGUUGAUAUAUAUUCAGUUUAUGAUCUCCUGUAAUCCAUUGAUCUUUUUCUGCCUAGCCAGUCAUUACACUAGUUUGUAUUAGUGUAUUUAAUUGUUCCUUUCUAAGUGUAGUAGCUUGCCCAUAUCUUUAAGUAACUUCAGCCUGUCUAUUUCAGACCAUCUUCCCCAUUUAUGAGAGUCCUAACCCUGUGUUCUAAAGUGCCUGCCAACCUAUACAACUGACAUCAUCCACAGUCUUAUUAAGUGUACACUUGAUACACUCAAUUCCAUUCUCUAAGUUAUUAAUGAAGAUACUGAAUAGUACUAGGCCCAGGAUAGACCCCUGGGAAAUCCUUUUUGACACAGUCUUCAGUUUGACAUUGAUCCAUUGAUGGCUAGUCAGUGAGUUUGAUUGUCCAAGCAGUUAUGCACUGACCUUCACAGUAGUUUCUUUAAACCUGUAUUCCCUUAGCUUGCUUAUGAGAGACCAUGAAAACCUGUGUCAAACGCCUUACUAAAGUCAAGGCAUGUUAUACCCACUACUUCCCCUGCCAUCAGUAAGGGCAUUCAUCUUGUCACAGAAGAAAAUUUGGUUGAAUAGACAUGAUUUGCUCUUGACACAUCUAUGUUGGCUGUUACUUAGUAUCUAGGUGCUUGCAAAUUAAUUGAUAAUAUAAUCCAGGAUCUUUCUACAUCCUACAGUUAGACUGACAGGUCUGUAAUUCCUAAUCUUCUGGAACCUCACCUGGCCUCCAUGAGGUCUCAGAGCUAAUAGUCAAUGACUCUUCAGUUGCUUAGGCUAAUUCUAAGUACCCUAGGUUGAAUGUAAUCAAAUCCUACUGAUUUUAAAAUCUAGUCUUUUCUAAUAAUCUCUAAUUUUACUUUCUCUAUUCUUGGCUGAAUUACCUAGGUCUUGUUUUUGACACUAGUUGUGCUUGUUAUCUGGCCGUAGACCUUUCUUGUGAAGACUGAUUUAAAGGAGGCAUUAACUGCUUCUUCUCCACUUUGCCCAUUAUUGGAAGAUGAGGUGGGGCGGGGAGGGCACAGGUGAUACAGCUAACCUACUCUAAUAGUCUGGCCCUUCUAAGCAUCCAGCGAUAAAGCAAGCAUGUGCUGCAAUAAUUUUUUUCUUUCUCCGAUUUGGAAAGUCCCAGAUAAAUGGAGCAGUUCCCCCAGGCUGGAAACAUGCCUGGCUUUGUCUGAGGCAGUGAAAAAAAUAUGUAUAUUUCCAACUGGAAUCUUCAUUCUGCCUUAAACUGUGAUGUAACCUCACACUGUUCCACUCUACAAGUGGAAGUUUUUCAGCAGUAAGUUAGGUGGUUUGUGUAAGGUAGAUUUUAGAAAAAAUGUCAAAAAGCUUGUAAAAGGAUUCCUUAAGCAGAAAGGUGGGUACAGCCAUGUCAGGAUAUGAUCAGACUACUAGAGCUUACAGUUUUGACACUUAGUUUCAUGGGCUUUACACAGCUCAGCUUUGACCUCAGCAGAAGCCAUACACACUUAAAAACAUAUUUUGGAUUUGGUUACUCCAAUAUAAAUGUAAAGUUUGUUUGUUUUUUUUUAAAUGAGAGGAAUUAUUUUGGAUUUACUCUGGAGAAUAGAAUUUGUCUCAAAGUAAAAUAAGCCAUCCUGGAUAACCAGGGGUCUCUGAGGAAACAGAAGUAAUGAAAGAGAUGCUUUUAUUUGCAAGCAAUUGAGAAAAGAACUGUAUUCUUUUUGGAAUUAUCUCAUCAGAUAUAAACCUUCAAGUUGUAAGUGUCACUCCUGCUCAAUUAGCACUGGAGCACAGCUGUGGCUGCUGGCUCACUACAUGGAAGGUAGGGAUUCAGGAUUUUAGAUGUGUUUUCUGAGUAGUACCCAAAGUCUCUGGUAGCUGAUGGGAAUUGCACAGUAUCAUAUAUGCAGUCAAACCUCCCUCCUACAACUAUCCUAGUCGGGUCUGUGCUCAACUCCAAUUUCAUUACUGUCACCUGGAAUGUUUGACCAGCUCCUCUGUCCUUAAUAUGACAAUGCAACUUGCCUGGAAAAAAUGAAGUUGUGGAAGAUAUUGUUUGUAUAGUUAUAGUAUCAGGGAGUCCCUUGACUUGGACAAAGACCCAUCUCAACUAGAUGCCAUACAAACGUGUAACAAAGAUGGUCCCUGCCCCAAAAUAAAUAAAUGAACUGAUCUUUCCUCAUUCUAAAUUCA
This is a messenger RNA of Alligator mississippiensis (American alligator), 7602 nucleotides long. It is a transcript of the gene WNT9B, whose product is annotated as Wnt family member 9B. The record is from RefSeq and is a predicted model, not a curated record. Bases 69 to 1142 code for a protein of 357 amino acids. Gene Ontology annotation, cellular component: extracellular region. The transcript has 4 exons. Gene Ontology annotation, biological process: neuron differentiation; canonical Wnt signaling pathway; cell fate commitment. Lineage: Eukaryota; Metazoa; Chordata; Crocodylia; Alligatoridae. Gene Ontology annotation, molecular function: frizzled binding; cytokine activity.